Carya illinoinensis is the source of this 997-nucleotide messenger RNA. RefSeq names its product transcription factor MYB90-like. The transcript is spliced from 3 exons. The record is from RefSeq and is a predicted model, not a curated record. Bases 105 to 896 code for a protein of 263 amino acids. Lineage: Eukaryota; Viridiplantae; Streptophyta; Magnoliopsida; Fagales; Juglandaceae.
AACCCACGUGACUAACGGCAAAAAGCUACUUUUCCCCUGGUGCUUUUAGGUCCUUUUAGUUGGGGUCCGGGGGUAUAACCGAUCGAGGACACUGGUGGCGAUCUAUGGAGGGUACUUCUUUGGUUGUCAGAAAGGGUGCAUGGACUGGAGAGGAAGAUAUCCUCUUAAGGCAGUGCAUUGAGAAGCAUGGAGAAGGAAAGUGGCACCAAGUUCCUCUCAGAGCAGGUUUAAAUAGAUGCCGGAAAAGUUGUAGACUGAGGUGGUUGAACUAUCUAAAACCCAACAUUAAGAGAGGAAAUUUCGCAGUAGACGAAGUUGAUCUAAUGAUUCGGCUCCAUAAGCUCUUAGGUAACAGAUGGUCGCUGAUUGCUGGUAGGCUUCCGGGAAGAACACCGAAUGAUGUGAAGAAUUACUGGAAUACACACCUGCGUAAGAAGUUGGUUUCUCCCAUUGUAGACGUGGAAGAAAAGGAACAAAACAUGAUCGUGAAAACGGAAGUAAUAAAACCUCGACCUCGGACCUUCAGCAAAAAAUUAACUUGGUUAAGUGGGAAGCCUACUACAAUAAUUAAAGAAAGGACAUUCCAACCGAAUGACGAUAUUAUUGUUACAAACAACGUCAUGAUGUCUCCAACGUUGACGCCGUUUGAGAAUAGGUUGAAAGGGUGGGGAUGCUUGUUAGAUGACAAGGAGGCAGGCGAUGAAAUUGCCAGUACAUGCGCAUUGAAUACUGAGUCUAAUGACAAGCUGAAUGCUGAUAUUUGGACUGACGACGAAACAGCUUUGGCAGCAAAAGUGGGGGAAACAGGAACUCUUGAUAUUGAUCAGGAUGGCUUCAGUUUUUUGGCCAACUUCUCUUUCGACGCGAGCCUUUGGGAUUUUCUCAAUACGAAAUAAUGAAGCGUCUUCAUGAGCUUUAAUUUCUUGAUAUGUAUUAUUUCUGUGUACAUCUCGAUCGAUCGAUCUGCUUUUAAUUACCAGCCUUUUUUUUUUAAUAA